CAACCUCUCUAUAGGAGGUGCUGCUGAACCCCUUGGCUACCAACGUUGUUGACGUCAUCAAUGAUUUGACGUCACAUGAUUAUUACUGUAGAGUUUAUGGAACCGCUUGGACAUAGAAAUUUGCCACUCUUCCGAGAGCCAAUCUAUAUACGACGUUCUGAAAUGGAUUGGAGAGUUAUUUGGGGUAUCAUGAUGGGCCAGGACCCUGGUUCGGAAUUCGUCUCUCCUUACACCGCAUCCUUAAUCUUCUUCUUCAUAACCAUGGCAACGGGUGCGUUUCUACGCACCCUCAACACGAUUAUGAGCCCACCAUGGCUUCAAGAAUACAUAGCUGAUUUCGUCACCACUGCAGAAGCGUGUGCAUACGUCUUUGAAAAGAGCUUUGUCUAUAAAUAUUAUGGAUCAUUUUGGUUCGUCAUCGUCAUCAUAUGCCAGUUAUACGUCUUCACUCGUACUUUUGGAAAUGCUUCAUAUAACCCAGUGAAAGCUAUCACUCAGUUAGUAAACGCAGAAAUAACACCAGCAAAAGCUGCGUUGAAAAUAGUUAUUCAGGCAUUAGCAGGACUUGCAUCCUACAGAUUCGCCAAGGCAGUGUGGGCUCUCGACCUAAUCUCAGAUCAUCACGAGAGAUACUACGAGACUACGUGUGCGUCUGAAUUGAAUGUCGGGCCCCUUGUGGGAUGUGGGAUCGAGAUGGCAGCCUCCUUGUCAGACACAUGGCUGGGUAUGCAGCGCGUCUCCAAAGUAUCAUUAUUGGACGAAUUCGUUAAAUACACAAACGGAGCCCUCAUGAUAACCGUAGGACUGGACACCACAGGAAUGUAUUUCAAUCCAGCCUCGGCUUUUGGUCAUACAUUCGGUUGCGAAGGAACGGCCGCAUGGGAACAUUUUGUUGUUUAUUGGAUUGGACCAUUUUUAGGAUGCUAUGCGGCCAUCCAGUUGGAUAAAAUUAUUCACAUAGACGUCUUUAGUACUGAAGAAGCAGAAGUCAAGAAGACGCAGUAACUGUUUCCUAAUAGACAUGUAGCUCCCAGACGGUGGUGAACAUUUCUUGCCAAGGAUAUGGGUGCAUCGGAGAAAUGCACGUUGUAGCCAUAAUGGUGGUUUACAAUCGACUAGAAUGCGUAUACAACCUAACACUGAUUGUGAAAGAUGACAAAGUUAUGGUGCUACAGCUUUGAACUGAUGAAACUCGUUCUCAAUAAUUUUCUGCUUUCAACAAUUGUUACUGCCACAAGUGUCAUCCUAUUACAUUCCAUUCCCCCAUACCUUUGUUAUUUAAUUAGCUUAUAUAUAUUUAUAUAAAACAUUGUUCUAGUUUAUGCAUUUUAUCUACCCGUAUUUAAUCUAAGUUGUGAGGGAUUGAUAAUGUCACUAAUAUUUAUUUCAGUUUCGUUGUUUCCCAGUUGUGGAAAGUUUUAUUAUAAAUUAUGUUGAAGGUA
Molecule: messenger RNA, 1442 nt
Organism: Gigantopelta aegis
Lineage: Eukaryota; Metazoa; Mollusca; Gastropoda; Neomphalida; Peltospiridae
Product: aquaporin-11-like
Exons: 4
Coding region: 76-1005 (309 amino acids)
Biological process (GO): transmembrane transport
Cellular component (GO): cytoplasm; membrane
Molecular function (GO): channel activity
Source: RefSeq, a predicted model, not a curated record